AUGAAAACCGACAUGCCGGACGUUAAGCGAGGAGAGGUUAAAGUCGAUGAUCGCGGCGGAGCUUCGAAGCAAGCUCCGAAGCACGGUGAACAGGACUGCCCUAGUGAAAACGAGUCGUUGGAGUACGAGGAGGACGUUUAUUAUUCGAACGUGACCGCGACGCCAAGUUUCGACGACAUAGACCAGCUGAGCGACGACGCGGGAGAGAUCGUCGUUCACUGUUGGCGGGAUUCGAACGGCGACAUUGACGAGAUCGUGGUGGACGACGCGAAUUUCUCAGUGGAAACGCAGUUCCUGAUGCCAGAGACCGAGGAGGGUGCCGCCGGCGGCUCGAGGAAGAAGAAAAAGUCGGUUCGCGUGAUAUUCCAGGACUUCUCGAAACCGUACCUGGCCAAGAUCAGCAGCAGCCAGAAUUACAAGAAAUUCCUCGAAUUGGUAAAAGGAGAAGACGCUUCUCUUCACUCGGCCGGUUACAUCUCGCCAACGUCGGAUAACGUGGUGAAUGAGUUGCAAGGACUUUCUUUGGAGGAGCAAGAUCGUCAGAAGGCAGAAUGGAGCGCGGAACUCGCCAAGGUGGAGGAAGAGAUUCAAACGUUGAGGCACGUGCUGGCGAACAAGAUCAGAGUGUCUCAAGAGCUGAAGAGGAAGCUGGGCAUCAGCGUUUGGAAGGAGAUCACCGACGACAUGAAUCAGGGCUUGAAAAACGUUAAGGAGAGCCAAGUACAUGUAGAACACUUUUCUUUGACUUUUGGUUGGGUUCUCAUUCAGUUAUCAGAACGUCGGCGAGAAACUCGGUCAGUUCACCAAGGCGGUCACCGAGAACACUUUGUAAGUACACAAGCAAUCGUGUUAUCCUUUCAGAUCCAACAUUUCUUCCAUCAACUAUUCCAGAAGACAGAGUCCGUGUUCAAGACCACGGCUGAGAAGACGACCAGCAUCCUCGGCGGCUUUGGCAGCGGACUGUCCAUGAAACUCGGCCAGAUGCGCAACUCCGACAGUUUUCGUUCCUUGGAGGAACGUGUUGGAUCUGCCUACGAGAACAUGAAGACGAAAGUCGUGCCUUCGAGGUCCAGCUCGAUGCAGAGCUUCAACGAGAUGCUUCGAGAGACCGAGUCGUUACGCUCGGCGCCGAUAGCCACCAGCCCGACCAUCCCCGAGGACAAGCUUCUGUCUUAG
Heterotrigona itama is the source of this 1176-nucleotide messenger RNA. The record is from the annotation of a GenBank genome assembly. Lineage: Eukaryota; Metazoa; Arthropoda; Insecta; Hymenoptera; Apidae.